AUGAGUCGUACAAAUCUUCUAACAAUAAGGGGCUUUACCAGAAGCUCGAAGAAGAAAAACCAAAAUAAGCUGGGCAACAAUUAUAACGAACUGUACUUGAACAACGACUCAUCCACCUCGCUGAACUAUAACCAGAACACGCAAGCGUCGAUAUAUUCUAACAACAACGGCUCUUCGCUUUCCUUAAGAAGAACGCACUCGCCAUCCAAGCAAUCUAUCAGAUCGCUGAAAUCCACGAACCAGACUCGCCAGCAACCCAGCAAACAUGCACCAAAACCGCUUUUCAUUUGUGAGCCCUUUGUGAAAAUCGCACUUGUCAAAGGUUCAUAUAAGACCAUCGUUCAACUACCGAAAUAUGUGGAUUAUCAUGAGUGGUUAGCUCUCAACACCUUUGAACUAUUCAAUCAUCUGAACAAAUUCUACGGAGUGAUAUCUGAAUACGUGACUCCUGACCGCUAUCCGAUUAUGACCGCAGAUCCGAAGACUGAGUACGUCUGGAUGAUGCCAAACGGCAAAACCGUUUCUCUCCCUGCAAAUCAAUAUAUCGAUCAUGCCUUGACAUGGAUUAACAACAAGAUCAAUGACCAGACAAUAUUUCCAACGAAAUCAGGAAUGGCAUUUCCUCCCUCCUUUUUGAAGGAAAUAAAGGGGAUAUACAUUCAAAUGUUCAGAAUCAUUGCGCACAUCUUUCACAAUCACUUUGACAAGCUGGUCCACCUGUCUCUGGAAGCACACUGGAACUCGUAUUUUGCUCAUUUCAUCUCGUUUGUCAUUGAAUUUGACCUGAUCGAUACGCAUGAACUUGAACCUCUGAGAAUGCUGAUUGACAAUUUGGAAGCACAAGGGAAAAUCAUACCGUUUAGUAAGGACGCUCAAUAG
Ogataea angusta is the source of this 879-nucleotide messenger RNA. RefSeq lists its product as uncharacterized. The transcript has a single exon. Gene Ontology annotation, molecular function: protein kinase activator activity. Bases 1 to 879 code for a protein of 292 amino acids. Gene Ontology annotation, biological process: positive regulation of protein phosphorylation; signal transduction; cell division. Gene Ontology annotation, cellular component: cytoplasm; nucleus. The record is from RefSeq and is a predicted model, not a curated record. Lineage: Eukaryota; Fungi; Ascomycota; Pichiomycetes; Pichiales; Pichiaceae.